GAGUACAACUAUCCAAUCCAUUAGAAAAAGACGACAAAACCCUCUCUUGUAUAUCUUUAUUUUUCGUUCAGUCAGUCACACAGUAGAGCAAAAAAAAAUUAUACAAUUAAACAACAAGAGAAAUUUUUUUUUGUCUAUCGUAUAAUAUCGUCGUUCGAUUUUUCAGUGUUUAGUUUUUUUUUUGAUUUUUUUGAUUAUUCUGUGUGAUAGUUCGAUGUGUUCUUCUCUCACCUCUCUCGGUUUUUUUUUUAGUUUUUGUGAUCGUGUCGCAUAGAAUUUCAUUUGCCAUUUGCUCAAAAUAAAACACACGAGAAGAAGUAAAAAAAAAACACACACACACAGCGAGCGAGUGAAGUAGAAGCAAAGCAAAAAAAAAAUUGAUUCGUAAAAGAAAAGAAAAAAGAAAUAAUUUCAUGUGAGAGGGAGAGAAAAGCAAAUGAAAUCUAUUUCAGCUUUGUUCACUUCGGUUUCACCAGUUAUAAUCUCGUUGCUCUCUCUCGUGCAAGACUCAAACAGCAAGAAAUCACAGUCCGCGCGUUUGACGAAAGCCAAAAAAGAAUCGACGAAAAACUAGAAACACAUCAACAGAAACGAAGGUGAAAAAAAAACGAAGAGAAAAGAACCACCUCAUUCAAAGGCAAAUCUUUUUAAAGCAGCCCAUUUGCAUUUUUGGUUGUUGUGUGUGUGUGUGUGUUGUGAAAUGGCAAUCAUAUAGAAAAGAGAGAAAGAAAAAUAAACCAACGACGAAACAGAAACAAAAGCACAUAACAUAGUUGUGCAGAAGAAUCUGAGCUAUUCACGGCAAAAGUAUUAAAUUAUGCAAACUUCAGCUAUCAAUAAUAUAGUGGAUUUGAUUAAUAAAAGAAUAGCGGUGGUGGUGUGGCGGCAGAUCAAUAGAGGAGAGAAAAAACGAGGAAUUUUUACACCAUCAGCAACUUGGAAUGUUUGUUGUGUGAUGCGAAAAUGAUUUUGUUCACGAUAAAAUCGUUCAAAGUAGAAAUGUGAUGUGCGUGUGUUUGUGUUUGUGUCGAACGGAUGUCAAAAAUCCGAAGCAACAAAUUUUUUUGGUUGAUUUUAUGGUUGAUAAAUUUUGGCAUCGAGAAAAAUUAAGACGCAUUUGAAGAAAUCUCACGCCGAAUCACGAACUAUAUAUUUGCGAAGACGUGAAUUGGACGAACAAUUUAGGCCCUGAUGUAUUCAUAAUCGAAAUUGCGCGGCGGCACACUAAACAACAACAACAACCACACACAAAACAGAAGAGAUAAAUAACAACAACAACAAGCUAGCAAAACACUGAACCCAAAAACCGUCAAACCGAUAUUCAACUCGUGGUGCAUUGGUACGGAAUACCAUACGGAAAAUAUGUUUAAAAACUUCCGUUCAAUAUGUCUGAUGUAAAAGCCGAUAAUAUUAUGAGAGAAAUGCCUGCUGCUGUAUCUGGUUUGAAGCGUCUCCGUCAAUUAGAAUCAAUAAUUAUCGAAAAUGGUGCGUCUAGCGUUCUAUUGAGCACAGGCAACAACGAUGAAAAGUGUACCAAUGCAUCGCUCGUCCAUCCAGGUAAAACAUUAUCGGUUGAGGCGCUACUUGAUGCCCUGAUUGUGCUAUACGAUGAGUGCUGUAAUUCAUCGCUGCGGCGCGAAAAAACCGUCAACGAUUUUAUUGAAUUGGUCAAGCCGGUCAUUCAAUUAAUCAAAAAUUUACGCUUGAGCCGAGAUGAUUUUGAGGUGCUGAAAGUGAUUGGACGCGGCGCAUUUGGUGAAGUAUGCGUCGUACGAAUGACAUCCACCAAUCAAGUAUUUGCCAUGAAAAUUUUAAACAAAUGGGAAAUGCUCAAGCGUGCUGAAACGGCUUGUUUUCGGGAAGAACGAGACGUGUUGGUGUAUGGCGAUAAGCAAUGGAUUACGAAUUUACACUAUGCAUUUCAAGAUGAAACCAAUUUGUAUCUUGUAAUGGACUACUAUUGUGGUGGUGAUCUAUUGACGUUGCUGAGCAAAUUCGAGGAUCGUUUGCCCGAAGAUAUGGCGCGAUUUUAUAUAACCGAAAUGGUGCUCGCCAUCGCUAGCAUACAUCGUUUACGAUAUGUGCAUCGUGACAUCAAACCGGAUAAUUUAGUAUUAGAUGUAAGUGGACACAUUCGCUUGGCCGAUUUUGGAUCGUGUUUGAAAUUAGGUGCAAACGGAACUGUGCAAUCGAAUGUAGCGGUCGGUACACCCGAUUACAUUUCGCCAGAAAUACUUCGUGCCAUGGAAGAUGGACAGGGUCGUUAUGGGCCCGAAUGUGAUUGGUGGUCGUUGGGCGUGUGCAUGUACGAAAUGCUAUACGGUGAAACGCCAUUUUAUGCGGAAAGUUUGGUCGAAACCUAUGGAAAAAUUAUGAAUCAUAAAAAUUGCUUUGAUUUUCCGGCCGACGACGGUAGCGACUAUCAAGUGAGUGAAAAUGCAAAAGAUUUAAUGCGACGAUUGAUUUGCCCGCCCGAAUUUCGUCUCGGUCAAAAUGGCAUUGACGAUUUCAAAUCGCAUGCGUGGUUUGAAGGUGUCGAUUGGGAAAAUAUUCGUUCGGGACAAGCGCCAUAUAUACCUGAAGUAUCAAGUCCAACGGACACAUCAAAUUUUGAUGUUGAUGACAAUGAUGUACGCUUAUCGGAUGCCGUACCACCGGCCGCCAAUCCAGCAUUUAGCGGUCUUCAUUUGCCAUUCAUCGGUUUUACAUUCACGCAAUCCAGUUGCUUGUCCGACGUUGGUAAAAUCACGCGAACCAAUGAAAUCCAAAAUAAUGAUCUGCAAAAUGAAUCGGAUGCCGUGGACAAUAACAUCGAUAUCCAUUCAAGUUCGGAAGCAUUGCAACAUUAUAAAGAACAAAUCGAUGCGUUGACCGAACGAAAUCGUGAACUCGAUAGCAAAGUGAAGGUACUUGAACUGAACGAAAGCCAAUUGAAAGCCGUAUCGAAUGCGGCCGCCGAUGCACAAGCGAAUGGUCAGCUGGAGGCGAAAAUAAUGGAGCUCGAAAAGUUGGUGCGUCAAUUGAAUACGGAAAAAGAAGAAUUGGCCCGUGAUAGAAGCGACUCACAUGAUCGCCUCAGCCUACAGGACAAAGAACUCAACGAUGCGCUUAGUCAACGGAAAAUUGCAAUGGCCGAAUAUGCUGAAGUUACCGACAAAUUGUCCGAGCUGCGCACACAAAAGCAAAAGCUAUCGCGUCAAGUGCGCGACAAAGAAGAGGAGCUCGAGAAUGCAAUGCAUAAAAUUGAUACGCUUCGCAAUGAUAUGCGCAAAAUGGAGAAGAGCCGUCGAGAAUAUGAGAGUCGGAUCGAGGACGUUAUUGCCGAAGCAACAAAGGAACGCAAACUUAGAGAACGAUCCGAAGAGUAUUGUCGACAGCUGCAGAUGGAAGUAAGAUCUCGUACCACAUCAGAUCUAGGCUCGUCUUCUUCAUUGGGCAUGUCAUCGGAUUCAUCUCGAAUGGAAGUGGAACGAUUAGAAGUGCAAUUUAGUGAAAAAUUGAAUCAGCAACAAGCGCGUUACAAUAUUGAAUUGACGGCACUGCGUGAUCAAUUGCUUGAGGCGGAAACGCAACGUGACAUGAUGCAAAGAGAGAUGCAACAAUUGCGUGAACGACUGGAUUCAUCACGCAUUGAAUCGAUUACCGAUUCGGAAGAGACAAUCUCAGAAUUGCGUAAACGUCAUGAGCGUGAAAUGAAAAUUUUGCUCGACGACAACCGUAAAUUAAUCAAUGAAUUGGACGUUGUGAGUGAAACAAAUCGUCGCAUGCAAGCCGAACGCAUGCAAAUCGAAAAUGAUUACGAAGAGCUUCGUAGCAAACGGCAAGCAAUUCAUCAAUGGGAACGGCAAAUAUCUGAAGUCGUGCAAUGGAUAUCCGAUGACAAUGAUGCAAGAGCCUAUCUUCAAGCAUUGGCUGCAAAAAUGAGCGAAGAACUAGAUUAUAUUAAGCAUUCAGGUUCUCUUCAUCAGCAUACCUCGGACAAAAACUGGCGUAAUCGCCGUUCACAAAAAUUAGACAAAAUGGAAUUAUUGAAUUUGCAAAGCUCAUUGCAAAGCGAAAUACAGGCUAAGGCAGCCAUAUCAGAAGAGCUUAGCCGAACCCGAGCCGAUUUGAUGGCAGCACAAAAAGAUUUACGCGAAACGCGACAACGAUUCGAUUCGGUGGGUAGUGAAAUUAAGCGGAAAGAUAACCAAAUCCGUGAGCUACAGCAAAGGCUGGAAUUAAACGAAGGCUUCCUUGAGAGACCGUCGUCGCAGAUGUCCUAUCUGGAUCAUUUCUUGAAGGAAUCAGGCAGCACGACCAACACCACGCACACCACAUCUUCAACCAUUGCAAUUAAUAUGCUACCAUCAUCGAAUUCGAUAUCACAACCGUUUCAAGGAAAUCUUCAGAAUCAAUCAUCGACCAGUUCGUCAUCCAAUAAUAUCCACAGUCAGCAUUAUCAGUCACAAACACAAGUAUAUGCAAAUCAACAAACACCGCAAGCACAACAGAAAAUGGCUCAACCACAAACACCACAACAACAUGCAAACACAAAUCCAUUCACGCAGCCACAAAUGAUGCUUCAUCGUUCGGGAUAUUCGAUGGAGAGUGAAGAGGGUGACAUUGAGGAUAAUCCAGUUCACAGUUUGUCCAGCUCGAAGAGUAAUUUGAGCGAAAAUUCACUGGAUCAACAUAGCGUGCACAGUACGAUGAUCCAAAAGCCGAAGAUGCAUCAAUUUUUGGUGCGAACAUUCAGCAGUCCGACCAAAUGCAAUCAUUGCACAUCGCUAAUGGUUGGCCUGACACGACAGGGUGUUGUUUGUGAAUUGUGCGGUUUUGCAUGUCACACCAUUUGUUGUCAGAAAGUUCCUACCACGUGUCCAGUGCCAUCCGAUCAAACAAAGCGACCGCUUGGAAUUGACCCAACACGUGGCAUUGGCACGGCAUACGAAGGCUAUGUCAAAGUACCGAAAAUGGGCGCGGUGAAACGCGGCUGGGUCCGUCAAUUUGUUGUUGUUUGUGAUUUUAAACUAUUUCUGUACGAUAUAACAGCCGAUCGAAGUGCUUUGCCCAGUGUGCAUGUGUCACAGGUAUUGGAUAUGCGAGAUCCAGAGUUUGCCGUAACUGGUGUACGAGAAAGUGAUGUCAUUCACGCGGCGAAGAAAGAUGUUCCAUGCAUUUUCCGGAUUACAACAUCGUUGAUCGAUGGUGGCCUACCAUCACAUACGCUAAUGUUGGCUGACACCGAAUCGGAGAAAGCCAAAUGGGUGGUCGCUUUGAGCGAGUUGCAUCGCAUUCUUAAGCGAAACAAUUUACCAAAUACAGCCAUAUUCCGUGUGCGUGAAGUAUUAGACAGCAGUUUGUCGGUGCUUCGUGGUGCUCAAAGUGCGCUUAUCAUCGAUCCAGACAGAAUAUUGCUUGGUACUGAAGAUGGCCUAUUCUGUUUGGAUUUGGACAGAAGUGAAAUGGCGCGCAUUGGCGAAAGUAAGAAAAUAAUUCAAUUAUGGCACAUCGUUGAGGAGCAAAUAUUGGUGGUGUUGUGUGGCAAACAGCGGCACGUACGUUUACUACCGAUACGUGCACUUGAAGCCACCGACGUAGAAUGGAUUAAGGUGAUCGACUCAAAGAAUUGCAUAACGGCUUGCAUUGGUAUCAUACGCCGAAAUCCGCAGCCCGUUUAUUGUAUUUGCAUCGCAUUGAAACGACCAAAUAAUCAAACGCAAAUCAUUGUCUACGAAGUGAAUCGCAAUCGAACGCGUCACCAUAAAAUGUGCGAAUUCACCGUUGCUUAUCCGGUGCAAAGUCUUCAAAUUCUGUCCGACAUGCGAUUAGCGGUUGGACAUCAAAGCGGUUUCACGGCAUAUUUCCUACAAGGCGAAGCACAAGCAAUGUCUUUAGUGCAUCCAGAGAAUCAGCUGUGCGCAUUUCUCAAUUAUUCGGGCGUUGAUGCGUGGCGAGUCAUUGAGAUUCCUGGCCAUGGUGAAUUUUUGCUCGUAUUCCAAACGCUUGCGAUUUAUGUUGACCUUCAAGGGCGUAAAUCACGUGAUAGAGAAAUUAUGUAUCCUGCAUUACCAACACAUAUAACUUAUUGUGAUGGUCAUUUACUAGUCUUUUCCGAAACACAUUUGGAUAUUUUCAACACACAGACAGCCGAUUGGGUCCAAUCGAUUGGAUUGAAACGAUCACGUCCAUUGGCUAACCAUGGAAAUGUGGCCGUCACAUACAUCAAUGACCAGGCGAUGGUCAUCUAUCUGGCAAACAUGCAUACAAGAGAGUUAAUCAACACUCAUGGCGACCGAGAAGGUCGAGUGAAACCAAAACGACGAUUCUCAUUGCGGGAAACCAACAAUCGACCGGCACGAACGACGGAUCGACGAUCAAAAUUAAUUUCAGCGCCAACGAACUUCAAUCAUAUAUCACACAUGGGCCCGGGUGAUGGUAUACAAAAACAACGACUUCUGGAUUUGCCAACCACCAUCGAAACGGCCGAUCAAACGAACCAAAGAGUUUCAACAUCGAUGAGACAUGCUCCGGCACCACCACGACAAGCACAAAGGCCUAUUCUACCACCAUACAACGGUGCUAAGCGAGCUGCACCGCAACGUCCACGUGAACAGCCACCAUCUUUACCAGAUCACCAUCUGGGCAGAUCACCUAGUCCAUUGGGCAGUAUGUCUUCCUUACAUGACGUUUUGAAGGUAAAUGAAACAUUAUAAAAAAAAAACAAAUCUCGCAUCGUGUUAUUAUAUCUGUUUUGUACUUAUAAAUCAUAUACUGUAGCAUUACAAAUAAGAAUUGCAAGAAUUAAACAAACAAACAAAGAAAAAUCAAGAGCAAAAAAAAAUCGUUACAAAAUUAAUUAAAUAAUAUAAUUGAAAGAAAGAAAGAAAAAAAUAUAUAAAUAAUAAAAACAUUUGACCUAUUUGAUGUAGUGAUUCAUCAUUAUUUUGUGUCUAAUUUGUUUUUUAUCGACAAACAUUUUGUAUACAUAUUAUAUUACUCCUUUUUUUUUAAAUGUGCUAUACAUAUUCAAAAAGAAAAUAGGACAAUUUGAAAUAUUUAUUAUUGCUUUUUAUCAGUUUUUUUUUAUUAUUAUUAUUAUGAUUAAAAUUAUAUCAGUGCUUUGUUGAGCUAUUGAAGGGCAUCCAACAGACAAAACAAAGAUUUAUAAGUGAAAAAAGCAAACAAAUUAGAUUAGUCCUAUAAAUAGAAAAAAAAAAAUAUUUAUUUCUUUUUUUAUAUCGUUUAUCAUUUUGUAAACAAAACCAAUUUCGUAAAUGUAUUAAAAGGAAACUUUUUUUUUACUCUGCUGUUCGUAUAAACAAAAAAAUAUACAUACUGAUUCGAAUUUUUUCUUUGGCUGAAUGUAGUCGCUUCCAGAAAAGAAGUUACAUAGUUGUUUUCUUUCAAUCGUAAUUUUGUUUUAUUGGUAUUUUGUUGCUUAUCUCUUCCCCCAUAUUGGUUUGUUUUUGUUUUUUUCUUUCUUGUUUAGUAAUAAAUGUUUGGUAUCGUUUGUGAUCAAUGCUUGCUCAAUGCCUGCUCAAUGCCUGUUUGAUCUUUUAGAUUGUCUUUUUAUUUAUUGUGUGUGUAUACAUAUAUUGCUUUCAGUUCUGUCGCUUCCCUACUUUGUUAUGUGAAUUUCUAUUAUUGCAAACAUUUUUAUAUGCGAAUUUAUUUUGUUAUUAUGUACGUAAACUUGGUUGGAAAAACUGCAACAUGUAUUCCUAUUUAUGACAUAUGGACAAUGUUGAUUGAAAUAAAAAAAAAAAACAGAAGAAAACAAACAUCCAUGUCUGAUUCUUAAUAUUCCAAAUCUGAUACUAACCGAAAAAAUAGGUCGUUGAUAUGCAGUCAACGGGUGGAUCACGUCAUAGUGUAGCCAGUAAUUCGAGUUCGGUAUCAAGUCCACCAUCACCAUUGAAUGAUCGUCUCAGCUCUAGCUAUGACUCCUAAGCCAUUUCUCUGCUUCAUCAUCAAUCGCCAAAACCAUCAAUCGACACCAUCCUCAACCAGUCACACUGCGUUUUUCUCUCCUCCUCCCCCCCCCCAUACAACGCUUAUACUCAAACAAACAGAAGAAAUAACUACUAACAAAUGCCAUCCAUCACAUCAAUUUCAAAUGACCAAUCAAAAAAACGCAACAGGAACAAACAACGUUUCGAGCAUCAAUAUAAAACACAGCCGUUAUUCUUGGUGAGAGAGCAAACAUAUAACUGGAAAAAUUACUGCGAACAUCUAUUUCGAAGAUACACGAAAAUGAAAAUGAAAAGUAAUAAAAAAAUACACAAACUCAAAAAGCAAAAA
This is a messenger RNA of Sitodiplosis mosellana (orange wheat blossom midge), 8286 nucleotides long. RefSeq names its product serine/threonine-protein kinase Genghis Khan (gene gek). The transcript is spliced from 23 exons. Gene Ontology annotation, cellular component: cytoskeleton; cytoplasm. Gene Ontology annotation, molecular function: protein serine/threonine kinase activity; ATP binding. Bases 1386 to 6698 code for a protein of 1770 amino acids. The record is from RefSeq and is a predicted model, not a curated record. Gene Ontology annotation, biological process: peptidyl-threonine phosphorylation; actomyosin structure organization. NCBI's taxonomy places the organism in Eukaryota, Metazoa, Arthropoda, Insecta, Diptera, Cecidomyiidae.